UCGAUAAGCGAAAAUUUAUCGUAUAUUCGGAAGAGAUCGUAUUUUUUUCACGUAAAUAGCGGAAUGUUGAUAACAGUGAGCGAGAACAAUAAUAAAAAAAGAUAACCGGCACUUGAUUAUCACGAAGGUUUGAUCAGCUCUAUAUCUGACGAUCAUCUUUUAUCGAAAAAUGGCGGUUCAAGCUUGCUAGUGUAGUUCAUUCAUUAGAACAGGUGACAUGCUAAUGUAGGGCGAUGAUAAGAGACCUUUUUCUAGUUUGCAAGCUUUUGGAAGUGUUGUGGAAAUAGUAGAGGUUCAGUGUUUGUGGAUUGGAGAAUGGGCACUCGCAUUCCUCUAUCCCAGCUGAGAGAUUUGAAAUGCCGUCACUGCAAGAACUUCCUGUCCUGUGGUCCAGUUUAUGUUACACCGGAUUGCGGUCUGCUUUGUGGAAGAUGCAGGGCACUGGCCAAGCCAAACUUUCGUAACUACGUUUACGAGGAACUUGCCAACACUUUCGUGUUUCCCUGUUUAAACUGGGAGAAGCAUUGUCCCGAAGAAGGUCCUUGGAACAUGCUGAAAGACCACGAGAUGGACUGUCCUUAUGGAAGCUCCUGUAGGACGCUGUGCGUCGAUCCUGCUGCGUAUUUUUCGUCGAAAAGGAUCUUGCCGAAUGAAGAGAAUCUGCUCUACUUGGAAGUGCCCGAAAAAUGCCUAAACUUAGUAUCCUGCAAGAACUGCGGAAAAUACCUAUCCUGCGACCCUGUACACAUAACUGUAGUGGGCAGCAACAUCUGUCAUCGAUGCUACCUCUCCAACGGUGUUCCACCACAUACCCUGCGCAACUUGGCCUACGAGAAGUUGGCCAACGUAUUCAGGUUCCCCUGUAUAUUCAGGGCGAAAGGGUGUCCCAUAAAAUUCAGGUUUGGACGUGACAGCUGGGAACAUGAGGUGAACUGUCAUUACAGGGAUGUGCAGGUACAUUCGUCCCCAUCAACUCCUGAGCUCACUGUGAGCAAUAUUCAUCAACACAUCGACAACAGUGGAUAUAGGCCUUCUGUGGAAGGGGAUUUUUUUAUGAUCAGCAGGAACAACAGCACGGAGAGACCAAAAGUGGAGUUGCCUAGAGUUUCUUCGAUUUUGAGGAAUCAUGGUCUCACUGGUGGUAAGAGGCUGCAUCCGCAGAUUGAGAUAGAUGAGGAGCUUUCGCAGUGUAUAAGGAAGAACCAACAAAACUCAUACCUCAGUCCCGACUUUAACUUCGAAACCCGACACAUCAAAACGGACCCCGCAAGAAAAGAAAAUAACAGUCCGGAAUUGGACAGGAACCGAAUCCAGGAUAAGGAGAGAGGCAUCGUUCCCACUCACACCGGCCACGUCUACGCCACCCUUACAAAAAACACCCUUCUGUUCGCGCCACCCCAGAUUCAACCCAACAAGGACCCUCGUAAUGGCCAAAAAGUCACACAAGAAUUCCAAGCAAAAAUACUGCGUAGCGCCUCCAACGCUUCUCAGAAAAAUUCUCCAGUCCAGGACAAGAUCAGGAAUUCGUUGGUUGUCAACUCCAAGGACACCCUGCAAGAAGGUGAAGUCGAGACGAUAGCAAGUUACAACACUGUUGGAAUACCCACUUCUACCGGUGGUGUUGGUCAAACUUCCAGUUUUCAAGGGUUGAACAAGAGCUACAUGAGAGACCUGGAAAAUUUCAACGAAGAUUUUGCUCCAGUGGUCAAGGAAUACAUCCAGUUCAACCCCCAGAACAACGUGCAGAGGAACGAGAGUUUGACCAUUGGCAAUCCUGAUAUUAUAGCAGAGUUAAAGAUGAGGAAUCAGCAGAAGAGGAAGAACAGACAGGAGAAUGAAGAUAACGGUAGCUUUGGAAUCUUGUGAUUUAUGGACCAAGUGGUUUGAUCCAUUCAUUCUGCUGACGUUGGAAGACUGAAACUCAACACCACCAGAUAUAAUUUCCAUUUAUCUCUACAUGAAUCGAUGAAUUUUACAUCGUAUUUCACUUUUGAAUAUGGAACAAUUACUUUUAGGAUAAUACAAAAAUUCAAGAGGUGGUCAACAAUAUAGAGUAGUUUUAAACUGAUAUAGAAAAGACAACUGCCAAGUGAAUCCAAUUUCUGCAUCAGUAUAACAAAAUGAAUAAAUGUAAUAGGUAUGAUGACACUAUUCUUGCUCCUUUUUGUACGAAAUGUAUCUUAACCUUUUCCCCAUUGUUUUGAUAUGGAUAGUAAACCCUUUAUAGAAGUGAUUAAAUUUUAUGCUAUCGAA
Messenger RNA from Harmonia axyridis, 2253 nucleotides. RefSeq lists its product as uncharacterized. The transcript is spliced from 4 exons. The coding region runs from base 316 to 1866 and encodes 516 amino acids. NCBI's taxonomy places the organism in Eukaryota, Metazoa, Arthropoda, Insecta, Coleoptera, Coccinellidae. The record is from RefSeq and is a predicted model, not a curated record. Gene Ontology annotation, molecular function: ubiquitin conjugating enzyme binding; ubiquitin protein ligase activity. Gene Ontology annotation, biological process: proteasome-mediated ubiquitin-dependent protein catabolic process; multicellular organism development. Gene Ontology annotation, cellular component: cytoplasm.